AUGCGCGCUACGACAUGCCUAGCAACAUCGGUUUUGGCUCUGGCUAAAUUCUGUUCAGGGUCCCAUUUAGAUGCUCUAGAGAGUAAAUUAGGUGUCGAAGUUUAUGAUAUACCCAACCUCGAUCUCUCGAAAAGUAAGAACAAUGAAGUCCAGCUUUUGGGGAACUUCAAGGAUAUCAACAUCUUAAAAUACUCGGGGCAAAAAAACUUUACCGGUGAGGUCAGCGGUAAUCCCGAAAAUGCAUUGAUCUACUACUCCAAUGAGACUUUCCUCGAGAUAUAUUCUUCUUCCGACUCAAGCGAAGUGUUUUCCGUCGAUCACAUUGUACCUUUCAAAGACGAUGCGUUCAUAUUGAGUGGGGCAGGUUCGAUUUCAGGACAUCAAUUAAGUCGCCAACUUUUAUUCAACCUCUCAAGUCUGGAGUUCAGAGAGAUUUUUGGCCAGGACCUUGCACAGGUGAACACCAUAACAGCCAAUGGUGACAAAGUUUUCUUUGGUGGAUCUUUUGAGUACGAGAUGUCCAAUCAAACCAUUCACAGUCUCCUGGUUUGGGAUUCUAUUAAGGAUGGUGUAGAGGUUUUACCAUUUGGGGGAUUUGGCAAAAACUCUACAGUGAACUCCAUUUUGAACUUGGACAAUUCAAACAUUCUUUUCGCUGGGAACUUUUCCGCAGUUGACAAUACCCAACAGCUCAAUAACAUCAACGUUUCUAAUACCUCCAACACGUCUGUCCCAGAACUUGGACACCAGAUUUCUCUCCAAAGUGCAGCCUGGGUUUCAGACGGUACUUUAGAUAAGAGCGCAAUCAAAUGUCCAUCAACAGAAAGCACUGGAUGGCUUAAAACGGGGAGCACCCAGGGUCAGUUCGAGCUCUACAUGCCGGAGGAGACAAGGCCGUCGAAGCUAAGGGUCUUCAAUGCUAGAGAUUCUGAUGAGCAGGUUUCAUUAUUUCGCAUUGUAACAACACCUUCUAACGGUAUCAUGAAUCUCACAUACCUUGACCCUACUACGGGCGAAUUAGCAAGCUGUGAUGCCUGGUGUCCUUUACUUUCGAGCCAAAAUCUGACUGACAUUAGCUCCAAGUCUUACCCUGGUGAUCAAGUUCAGUACUUUGAAAAUCGAACUACAUUACAAUGGUCCGAAUCGUUUCAAGAUUUCGCAUUCGUUAACAACGUACCAGUCUCAGACUUGACAUUUAUUGCUUUGGACUCAUAUGGAUCAAGUGUAGGUCUAGCCGGAAUAGAGCUUUACGAAAGUGCAUAUUCCGUUUAUGCCAAUAAUACUCUUAACGCGCCAAACUGCGCCCAAGGUUCAGCAACAUCAAACGCAUUGUUGUCGAAUUCGUCUGCAUGGGAUUCAGGUUCAUCCGAAGGCAACUAUUUGAGCACUUCCGUUCAAGAUUCCGAAACCAAUCCAUUUGUCAUCUUUUACCCCAGCAUAAUAUACCCAGGAGUUUACACCAUCGAUGUGUUGACGCCAGGCUGUCUUGAAGAUAGCUCUUGCCAAACUCGCGGCAUAAUUAACGCAACAAUUAGAGACGUUCAAAACAAUACCUUGCUCGAUUCCAUCGAGAUCUACCAAAAUAACGAUUACGAAAAGUUCGACACUCUGUAUUCUGGUUUUCUCGAUUCUGAAGUUAAGGUUACUCUGGAGUUUGAUGGAGCUAUCAACAGUGGAACUGAGGUUCCAGUUAUGGUAGCAAGUAAGAUUGUGGUGAAUAUCGAAGACUUUGAUCAAUCAGUAUUUGAGAACAAUACUUCAGGGUUUAUCAACGGUUUACUUCAUUAUAGCACAUCCAAUACGUCCUCAUUUCUCAGUGAGCUUGGAUCGUAUUCCGCCACCGAUCUUGCACAUUACUCCGUCUCCAAGCUGCCUAAGCACUCCAAUAUUUUUGCCAAUAUGUUUGAGGAUGAUUUAGUCUUGUUUACUACCGAUGGUGAGAUGGCUCGUUUGAAGCUUGCCAAUAACUUAAGCAUAGAGGAAUACACAUUUGAGACAAUCGGGAAAGACAUCAGUACAAUUAGUGAAUACUCCGGCGGCCUCAUUAUUGUCGGCACAUUCAAUGGGUCUUCCGAGCCAGCGGCUAGAGGCUUUAAUGGGACAUUUUUCAACUUAACCGAAUUCAACUCGACUGUAAGAACAUUUUCUAACUUGACUCUUGGCCAAACUGAGAUGUUGAUUUUUGACAAGAACAUAAUCCUUAAUGGCACAACGGGUGAAAAAAUUUAUGACACCUCUAAACUUACGUUAGAGGUUGCUAGCGCCGGGAGAAACCCCUAUAAUGACACAUUGUUUCAAGGCUAUGUUCUACAAAAUGACUAUACCAAUUUGAAUGGCAGCUUCUUCAUCUCGACGAACUCAGAAGAGGUAUCGCAAAACUUUUGGGCCCUUGGAGGAAAGUUGCCUUACGAUGCAGCCUUUGUUGACAACAGCACUACCGCAUAUGCAUACUACAAUCCUGACAACACUAGUAACUCUUUUGGCGUAUCAGUUAUGAAUGAUUCUGGUAGUACCGUCCAGUUGAGUGCAUGGUCAGGGAAAGUCGGGGCUAUGGCAAGCUCGAAAAAUGACUCUUUGUUAGCAAUUGGCGGAAAGGACCAGCACACCGAUUCACAGCUUCUUGUCACUAACAGUAGUUCAGGUGAGAGCCUUGCUAGCUACAAAUGGGAUUCGGAAAUAUCUUUGAAUUCGAUCAUUUUUUUUGCAAGGAACAAUUCAGUCCUAGUUGGGGGAAGCUUCAGAGUUAAUAAUACACAAUGUUCAGGUCUGUGUCUGUUUAACUACCAAGAUAAAAAGUGGUCUCCAUUCCUGAACAAUUCAAUUAGAGGAGUAAUCAACAGAAUGGAAAUUUUUAAUAACUCCAAUUUACUGAUUGCAGGAUCUUUCAGACUCAAUGAAACCGAUGGUGUAAGUUUGGCCUCAAUUUGUUUAAAGGACAGCUCAUCAGAAAUCCUUCAUGAAGGAAAUAUAACGCUAAAUGGUUUUGUCAGUAUGGAUGGAUCCUCGAAUAAUGUUGUCGCGUUUUCUGAUACAAGUUUGUUGCAACUGGAGAGUGGCAAGUGGCAGCAAAUCUCAACAAAUUUCACUGAGAAUUCGAAGUUUAAGGGACUCGACGUCUUUCCGCUUAAAGACACAACCAGAAAACAAAAAAGAGAUUCUUCCAGCAAGGUCCUGCUAAUCACCGGAAGUUUACAGCAUGCAAAGUUUGGCAGCAUAAAUGCCGCUUUUUAUGAUUCUGGUGAAUGGACUCCAUUUUUAUCGUCAAAUCAAGCAACCUCUUCCUCAGAUUUAGAGACAAGUCAUGUUUUUCUCAACAGAGACCUCAGUGACUUUCUCGAUUAUAAAGGUUACUUGCAGGGAACUUUUUCUAGUAACACAUCAAGCGGAACAAGCGGGACCCCAUCGCCUUCAGGUUCUUCGCCAUCAAAUUUGCAAAGAAAAAAAAAAAAGAUAGACCGCGGAUUCAUUGUUUUGAUAAGUUUGGCAUUGGCUCUGGGGACUCUGGCGGUUCUAGGUCUGCUUGGUGUCAUAUUUUCUUAUUUCUUUGGCGAUUCAGGUGAUGGGUACCAAUUGUCGAAACCUCGCACUGACGAGAACGAAAUGAUAGACACGGUUCCACCUGAAAAACUAAUGAGAUUUAUUUGA
Messenger RNA from Lachancea thermotolerans CBS 6340, 3645 nucleotides. RefSeq names its product Rax2p (gene RAX2). The coding region runs from base 1 to 3645 and encodes 1214 amino acids. Gene Ontology annotation, biological process: positive regulation of establishment of bipolar cell polarity regulating cell shape; cellular bud site selection. Gene Ontology annotation, cellular component: cellular bud scar; cellular bud neck; plasma membrane of growing cell tip. The record is from RefSeq and is a predicted model, not a curated record. NCBI's taxonomy places the organism in Eukaryota, Fungi, Ascomycota, Saccharomycetes, Saccharomycetales, Saccharomycetaceae. The transcript has a single exon.